Quercus lobata is the source of this 581-nucleotide messenger RNA. Its product is annotated as SKP1-like protein 1A. The transcript has 2 exons. Lineage: Eukaryota; Viridiplantae; Streptophyta; Magnoliopsida; Fagales; Fagaceae. The record is from RefSeq and is a predicted model, not a curated record. Gene Ontology annotation, biological process: ubiquitin-dependent protein catabolic process. Bases 1 to 543 code for a protein of 180 amino acids.
AUGGAUAGGAUUUGUGCUAAAAAGGCAAUACAAUCUUCUAGAUUCUCUUGCGUAGGGUUUCCUUUAGCAUACAUAUUUCUAGCUUGUAAGAAGAAGAGUAUGGCUUUGGAGUUGAAGAGCUCCGACAAUAAAAUUUUCGAGGUUGAAGAGCUUGUGGCUGUGCAGUCUGAAACCAUCAAGAGCUUGGUUGAGGAUGGAUGCGCCGACAACGUUAUUCCACUGCCAAACGUGGAUAGCAAAACCCUAGAGUUGGUGCUAGACUGGUGCAAGAACCAUGUGGACAUGAAACUCGACGAGGAAAAACUGAAGGAAUACGAGGGCAAAUUUAUUGAGGUUGAUCAGGCAGUUCUCUAUGAUCUUCUCUUGGCUGCAAACUAUCUCAAUAUCAAGGACUUGCUGAACCGAGCGUGUCAGAAAGUUGCGGACAUGCUUAAAGGAAAAACACCCGAGCAAAUUCGAGAGACGUUGAACAUCGUGAAUGAUUUUAGUCCAGAAGAAGAGGAAGAAAUCCGAAAGGAGAACCUCUGGGCCUUUGAAGAGUGAUUGUUUUUUCUGUUUUUGAUGUUUACUUGAUUAGUAGU